AUGGCGGAGCCCCACACUCCCCGUAAUACCAUCACCACGAAGCUUCCAUGGGAGAUACUAUUUUUACAGAUACUUCCAAGGCUGCCGGUCAAAGCUCUACCCAAUGCAAUGUGUGUUUGCAAGAAAUGGUACUUGUACCUCAAAUCGGGAGCUUUUGCCAGCACGUACCAUCACCACGUGGUUAGCAACGAUGAUCAUCAAAACCACCACAAAUAUCUGGUUGUAUCUACCACCCAACGACAUAUGUAUAGCAUCGACUGUGAAACACCUAAAGAUGGUUUGGUGGUGGCCCGUAAUUUACCAUUUUUUUUACCAUUUAUGGGAAACAUGUCGAUCUUAACAUCUUUGCAUGGACUAUUAUGCAUAGGCACAAUCCAGCCCCAAAAUCCUGGCGAAUAUUAUGAUCUUAUUUUAUGGAAUCCUUUGACAGGUGACUAUAAGAUGUUGUCUGAACCUAAAAAGGGUUGUUAUCACAAAGAAUGUUACAAGAUCUCUGAAGGUAUAUUCGGGUUGUAUUAUAUCUCUUCUGAUGACGACUACAGGCUUUUACGUGUAACCCAUCAUCUCAAUAUUUAUAUAUACUCCUUGAAAUCCAACUCAUGGAGAAUGGUUGAGUCAACAGCGGACUUCCAACAAAGGGCUUCCGAAUGGACUUCGCGUGGAAGUUACUGGGAGCAGCCAAGUCAUAUUCUAUUGAAUGAAAAACUCAAUUUCUUAAAACAAGUGGAUAGAGGAGGAACCUUUAUUCUCUCAUAUUCAGUUAUGAGGUUUGACACGAAGACGGAAAAGUUCACAGAGAUAUCAAUUCCCUCAUUCGGUAACCAAAUGACAAACUGUUUGGGUUUCAUGGUUCUAGGAGGGCGCAUCCACUUCUGUGUGGCCAUUCUCAUUGAGGAAGAAAAUUAUAUGACAAAUCGACGAUAUUAUGAAAUAAUCGAGCUGUGGAGGAUGGAUGGAGAUGGAUAUUGGACGAAGGUGUUAACUUAUGGCCCGAUGUCGUUUUUUCUUUGGGGUCGAUCGAUACUGCACUGGAUGAGGAAUGGAAAUUUGCUCAUACGACAUCUAGACAGUGUUUACCUGUUAGAUAUGAAGAAGCAUACCAAAGAAAUGAUCUUUACAUGUCAAAGCAUGGAUUCCAAAAUCCCUCCAACAGGGAAAUACGUCGAAACUACCGUGUCACCCAAUCAACGCCACGUAUAUGUAUGA
This is a messenger RNA of Lactuca saligna, 1206 nucleotides long. The record is from the annotation of a GenBank genome assembly. NCBI's taxonomy places the organism in Eukaryota, Viridiplantae, Streptophyta, Magnoliopsida, Asterales, Asteraceae.